Molecule: messenger RNA, 1166 nt
Organism: Medicago truncatula (barrel medic)
Lineage: Eukaryota; Viridiplantae; Streptophyta; Magnoliopsida; Fabales; Fabaceae
Exons: 2
Coding region: 79-648 (189 amino acids)
Source: RefSeq, a predicted model, not a curated record
AACAAAAUAAAAAAUUCCUAAUUAAAUAAUUUCUGAAUUUCUUUCGUUUUUUCGGUUAUUUCCAAAUUCAAUCUCCAAAUGGUGGAUGAUCGUGUUGUAGUUCCUGUGAAUGCCAAUCAAAACGAAUUUCCAAUGGUAAUUAUCACCGAUAACAAAGACGAAUUUUCAAUAUUCCCUCCAAUUAACCACGAAAAUCUUCAACUCUUGACAAAUCAACAAAUUCCACAAUCGAAAUCACCCCCAUCUCCAUCUUUUUCCCCUUCUGAUUGUGACGCUUGGGAAGAAUGUUUAUCUCUGUCUUCACCGUUCGAUUCAAGUCUCCGUAAAGGUUGUGACUUUAUCGGGUGGUUGAGCAUUGGGUUUCAGAUCUUACGUUCUAAGCUCGUUUCCGCGGUUUCCUCUUUCCGGAACCGUGGAGGGACAAAUUGGUCAUUUGGGUUACGUGCUGCCACUGUGGUAUUCAUUGUCAUGGUGUUGAUAAGGAGGAGGAAGAAUGGAAGGAGGACCCUCACGCCCAAUGAGUCUCGUCUUAUGCAAAUCAUCAUGGAGAAAGAAGGGAAAAUUGCCCAACUUUUGCACCAGAUUGCGCAAAUGAAUGAAAUACUGAUAGAUCGCCACAAAGCUUUGGCUGCAAAAGUGGUUAAUUGAUGUGACCAAGGUUUGUGAACAUGGUAGUAGCUAUUGUAAACUACAUUCAUGAAGAUCACUGGUAAAGAGCUUUUGUACACUGAUACUGUCUUUAUUCUUUUCACUUUGAAGUACCAGGACUUAAAUUUGUACAUUGCAAUUUCCGUGGUUCUGCAGGUGUUAGUUAGGAUGUAAAUUGACAAAAGAACUAAUUGUGAUUCUCGGCGCAUAUUCCCUGGUUUAGAUGGCUGGCAGGGAAGCUAGCAGAGCACACUCUAACUGUACUAAUGUUUAGUUAGCUAGGUUUUUUUUCUCUUUUAUUUAGCACAUAUUGCAUUUGUACAAGCUGUUGAUGUCAGAUUAAUGACUCCAACAUUUGGUUUAGAUUUAGCUAUUUAGGAAAGUCCCAAACUUGGUUUUCUUGGACAAAAGUCUAUUCUUUAUUGCAUUAGGUCUUGUUAAUGAUAGAGGCUCAAUUUUCUUAAUUCUUUUUGUAUGAAAUUCUUAAGCAUAUAAAUUUAGGUUCGAUUUGAGAUUCA